AUGGACUGCUACAACUUUCCGGAGAACCAGACGCUGCUGAGCUCCAAGGCCUCCCGAGCCACCGGCGCUGCCUUCCUGCUGCUGGCGGCCUUGCUGGGGCUGCCGGGCAACGGCUUCGUGGUGUGGAGCCUGGCCGGCUGGCGGCCCGCGGGAGGGCGACCGCUGGCCGCCACGCUCGUGCUGCACCUGGCGCUGGCCGACGGCGCCGUGCUGCUGCUCGCGCCCAUCUUCGUGGCCUUCCUGACGGGCCGGGUGUGGCCGCUGGGCCAGGCGGGCUGCAAGGCCGUGUACUACGUGUGCUCGCUCAGCAUGUACGCCAGCGUGCUGCUCACCAGCCUGCUCAGCCUGCAGCGCUGCCUGGCCGUCACCCGGCCCUUCCUGGCGCCCCGGCUGCGCAGCCCGGCCCUGGCGCGCCGCCUGCUCCUCGCCGUGUGGCUGGCCGCGCUGCUGCUCGCCGUGCCCGCCCCGGUCUACCGCCGCCUCUGGCCGGGCGACGUGUGCCAGCUGUGCCACCCGACGCCCGGGCACGCCGCCGCCCACCUGGGCCUGGAGACCCUGAGCGCCUUCGUGCUCCCCUUCGGCCUGGUGCUCGGCUGCUACGGCGUGACGCUGGCGCGGCUGCGGGGCGCGCGCUGGGGCGCCGGGCGGCGCGGGACGCGCGUGGGCCGGCUGGUCAGCGCCAUCGUGCUGGCCUUCGGCCUGCUCUGGGCGCCGUACCACGCCGUGAACCUGCUGCAGGCGGCCGCCGCGCUGGCCCCGCAGGGCGGCCGCUUGGCGCGGCUGGGCGGCGCGUGCCAGGCCGUGCGCGCAGGCACCACGGCGCUGGCCUUCUUCAGCUCCAGCGUCAACCCUGUGCUCUACGUGUUCACCGCCGGGGACCUCCUGCCCCGGGCCGGCCCGCGCUUCCUCACGCGGCUCUUCGAGGGCUCGGGAGAGGGCUUAGGGAGCGGCCGCUCGAGGGAGGGCACGAUGGAGCUGCGAGCUACCCCUCGGCUCAAGGUGGGGGGGCUGGGCCGGAGCCACGGGGGCCCGGGGGGCAGAGUGGAGAGGGACAGUCAGGGAUGA
This is a messenger RNA of Echinops telfairi (small Madagascar hedgehog), 1065 nucleotides long. RefSeq names its product leukotriene B4 receptor 2 (gene LTB4R2). NCBI's taxonomy places the organism in Eukaryota, Metazoa, Chordata, Mammalia, Afrosoricida, Tenrecidae. Gene Ontology annotation, biological process: neuropeptide signaling pathway; inflammatory response. The record is from RefSeq and is a predicted model, not a curated record. Gene Ontology annotation, molecular function: leukotriene B4 receptor activity; G protein-coupled peptide receptor activity. Gene Ontology annotation, cellular component: membrane. The coding region runs from base 1 to 1065 and encodes 354 amino acids. The transcript has a single exon.